This is a messenger RNA of Pyricularia oryzae 70-15, 1547 nucleotides long. RefSeq lists its product as uncharacterized. The transcript is spliced from 2 exons. Gene Ontology annotation, molecular function: protein binding. Lineage: Eukaryota; Fungi; Ascomycota; Sordariomycetes; Magnaporthales; Pyriculariaceae. The record is from RefSeq and is a predicted model, not a curated record. The coding region runs from base 1 to 1203 and encodes 400 amino acids.
AUGGACAAUCCUGAAGAUCAAGGAGGUUCUGCUCCUCCCGCGAAGAAGCAGAAGACAAGCAUCUUUGGCUUCAGUCAGCUUCCAACAUCUGGAGCAGCCUUUCAAAGUCCGUUGUUCACACCGACUACCAAUAGCAAAAUAUUUGGAUCAGCAUGGACGGGUCUGCCACCUAAAACGAACACUGCUCCCGCAAACCCAUUCAUCUUACAAGAAUCAAUCACUAUUGAUAGCGAGGGCGAUCUUUACCUUGAGGUUAGAGAGUCACACAUCUUCCAGGUUGACUCGCGCAUGCUCUGUCGAUGUUCGCCAGUCUUCAAGGCUAUGCUUACUGGACCUUGGCUUGAGAGUCAACCUACUGAAGGAAAAUGGACGAUCAAGCUUCCGGAAGACAGCCCGCGCGGUCUCGAGGUUUUACUCAACAUAGUCCACGGACGUUUCGACAUGGUGCCAGCGAGUCUCGAAGGUGACUACCUUUUUGAUGUUUGCGUCGAAGCUGACAAGCGCGACAUGGUCAAGGUACUCCGUCCUUGGAGCAAAGUAUGGGGUAUGAAACUGGGUCUCGAUCCAUAUUCUAGGCUUCUGACUGAUCUCUUCACUUCGUGGGUCUUGGGAUGGGGCGACAUCUAUGCAAAGCUCAUCAUGCAUAUGGUUCGAAACUGUUACAUUCGUGGGCCGGGCUCGGUUCAGGUAAUACUAAGACUCACACCCGGCAGUAACCUACAAUUCUUUGACCUCAAUCAAACUCUCCAAGGCUAUGCCCACGCAAAGUCAACAGGUUUUAUGGAUCAGAUCCCCAUGCUUCGAGAAGCCUCCAUGAAUUCAUUUCUCCAGUUGCUUCAUCGAUUUUGGGUCAAGUUUGCUAAUGCAGCCCCCAUCGCGCGCUUUCCGCGAGAACGGGCUAUAAUCUUUGGAUGGUUUGCUUCUGGGCUUCACAAGAUGAAGAUCUAUGCCCUAUCCGAUUCAAUGACGACCACCAGACAAUGCACAUUGCAGCUGCUUUUCGACGAGACCAAAUCCAUCGCGCAGCGAAUUGAGACACCUCAUAAACCAUCUGCUCGCCUACACAAAAGCUGCUCUACGGCAGCCGCAGAGUUGAGAAAGGAUGUUGUGGAGCUCGAGAACCUCACCUACGUCCUGAAUGAGUCACAUCGAAAACAUUUCGAAGAGAGGGCCGAGCUGCUCGGCAAUGAGGGUACUGAGUGAAGUGAAGGUGCAUCGCAGUCGGAUGCUCGGAUUGAUCCAGCUUCUAUUCUGGUUCGAUUAGCUGUCGUUUCGUCUCAAUGACAAGGAUAGUGUAAUCCGAGAAGGCUGGAGGCAUAAUGUAGAAGGAAUACUAACGUGGGCAACGAACUAUUGAUGGAAUUUGCGAUGAGUAUUCAGGAAGCCGCCUGUGGCUGAGUAUGAUAGGGCAUCAGGGGCUACCUUCACCAGACGGGGUAAUCGAGACGAAAGGGUUCAUGCCAUGAGAUAUUACACACUGUGUAUUAUUGCGUUCCGGACUGCAAGCAAAUGCGAUUAUUUCCCCAAUACAACUACAAAAUUCCCAG